GCUCACUACGUUCUGCCGUCAUCAGGGUCAGGCAGGCUGAUGGGAUGUAUACUUACAAACUCACUCAGCUUUAGAGAUCUCCGGCAGGUGCUGCAGUGUUGUUAGAAGACAGGAAAGCAGAACAUCUACUGAAAGAUGCCUGGACGGAGACGAGGCCGAGGCAGCAACGCUCAGCAGCAACAGGCUCCUCAGAGGCAGAGAGGAGGCCCCCGCGGGGCUCUGAAGGAGCCGGCUCCUUUUGCCAAGUCGACGGGCUGUGAGUCGGAGGUUCCUCAUGAAAAGUUGACCAUCGCACAAGCACGGAGGGGAACACCAGCUCAUCGCCCGGUGCGGGUCUACGCAGAUGGGAUAUUUGAUCUUUUCCAUUCAGGCCAUGCUCGAGCUCUAAUGCAGGCCAAGAAUGUGUUCCCCAACACACACCUGAUAGUAGGAGUCUGCAGUGAUGAACUCACUCACAAGUUUAAAGGCUAUACAGUGAUGACAGAAGCUGAACGCUACGACGCCCUUACGCACUGCCGUUAUGUCGAUGAGGUGGUGCGGGACGCUCCCUGGACGCUAACCACAGAGUUCCUUAAGAAACACAAGAUUGACUUUGUGGCCCACGAUGACAUCCCUUACACUUCCGCUGGAUCAGAGGACGUCUACAAACAUAUCAAGGAAGCAGGGAUGUUUGUGGCUACUCAGAGGACAGAAGGCAUCUCCACAUCUGAUCUGAUCACCCGCAUCGUCCGAGACUACGACAUCUACGUCCGACGCAACCUGCAGAGAGGCUACACAGCCCGAGAUCUCAACGUUGGAUUCAUUAACGACAAGAAGUACAGACUCCAGAACCAGGUGGACAAAAUGAAAGAGACGGUCCGUACGGUGGAGGAAAAGUCCAAACACUUUGUUUACAGAGUGGAAGAGAAGAGCCAGGACCUGAUCCACAAGUGGGAAGAAAAGUCGCGAGAAUUCAUCGGAAACUUUCUGGAGCUCUUUGGACCUGACGGAGCCUGGCAUGCGAUCCAGGAGCGGAGCGGCCGUAUGCUCCAGGCCCUGUCACCCUACUCCUCACCCCGUGGAUCCCCGAGCAGCAGUCCCACCAGAAGACGUUCAGUUUCUCCUGACUCAUCUCCUGCCUCCGCCUCUAUUUCAAACUCCUCAUCCCCAUCCUCUCUCUCACCUCCUUCUUCUCCAUCAUCUCCCUCUUCUCGUCAAAAGAGGACAAGGGCAUCUCGCAAAGCUGCCUCCACGUACAAAUGAUCAUGUUUCAAUCAUGUUUAUCCUUUUUUUAAUCGUGUCAUAAAUGGUGUAAGGAGGCUAUAAGGCUAUUGAUGAAAAUGAACAGUUUAAAAGGAAGUAUACUUGAUUAUAGGUUGUGUGUAAAAUAUCAUGAUAUACAUUCCUAACUCAAAAGAAGAUGUGCUUAAUUGGGAAAUAAUAAUAAUAUAUAUUUAUCAAUACAGAGAUGAACACUCUCAUUUUGCUUGGAUGAAAUAUUUGUCUUGUAAUUUGUUACUUUGUUAAGGGGAUGUUGAGCAACAUUACCUUACACAUAAGUGUCAUAAAUUGUGUAAGGAGGCUAUAGAGGUUAUUGAGGAAAGUAAACAAUUCAAAAGGAAGUACUUUAUAAAAGGUUAAGUGUAAAAUGAUGUAUAUAAUGUUUUCCCACUCAAAAGAUGUGUUCAAUUCAGUAACACAAAUAUAUUGAUCAAUAUACAGACAAACAAAGAUGGACAUUAAAAUGUUGGUGGGAUCAAAUGUU
Molecule: messenger RNA, 1744 nt
Organism: Labrus bergylta (ballan wrasse)
Lineage: Eukaryota; Metazoa; Chordata; Actinopteri; Labriformes; Labridae
Gene: pcyt1bb
Product: phosphate cytidylyltransferase 1B, choline b
Biological process (GO): CDP-choline pathway
Molecular function (GO): choline-phosphate cytidylyltransferase activity; phosphatidylcholine binding
Source: RefSeq, a predicted model, not a curated record